Molecule: messenger RNA, 3678 nt
Organism: Symbiodinium natans
Lineage: Eukaryota; Dinophyceae; Suessiales; Symbiodiniaceae
Source: the annotation of a GenBank genome assembly
AUGGCAGAGAUGAGGCCCGGCGUGGUCAUGGCAGCUGCGGGGUGGGAGCACGUGGCGCUGGCCUGGGCGAGCCUCCGGACCCUCAGGGAGUUGGGCUGCCAGUGGCCCAUUGAGCUCUGGCACCUCGGGCCCGGCAGCAUCACGCCGGAGGUCGCGGCGCUGUUCAGCUCCCAGCUUGACGUGGUGCCCGUGGACGCCCACGCGGCCACGCAGGCUGCCCGGCUGGAGAGCCUGAACAUGCCAGGCCUCGCGCCCCCACACAGGCGGGAGGCCGAGGUGCACUGUCUCAAAGGUGACCCGCUGGCGUAUGUCUUGCCGCCCGUGGCGGUGCAUCUCAGCAACCUCACGCACAUCUUGCUCAUGUUCCCUGACUGGGUGGCCUACGAGAACGUCUGCGCGCUCUCCACCUGGAGCAUGCCCAGCGGGUCCAGCGCGUUCUUCCACGCGGGGAGCGCGCGCGUGCAAGACCUGGCGUACUAUCCGCGGGCCUGGUCGUCGCUCGGGAUCCCCGAGCUUCUCAACGACGAGUGGGAGGUGGACGAGUCGGCCCUUUUCCUGGACAAGUCCCGAUGCCCAUCUGGUGCUUCCACGGUCCUGGAGCUGGUUUCCAGCAACGCGGCGCACGCGCGGGAAGGCUGGAACGUCUCGGGCCUCCUUCCGUGCGGCACCAACGCCUACUGGCGGCCAGCUUGGGAGUUGGCAGGUUGUGCCUGGCACUUCUCGCAGUUCCUUCCCGCCCUGGUGGGUUGGAACACGAAGGUCCCCGCGGACGACCCGACCUUCCUGGGCGGCGGACGUGGUGCCCGGGACACCCACGAUGGCCGCUUGCUUGGAGUACAUUUCCAGUGGGCAAAGUACUACUGGCUGAGCAGGCCCUCCCCGCAGGUUCCCAUACUCGUGGACAGGGCAAUGCUGGACAUGGAUGCGACCUUGGACACAGAAGUUCCGAGAUUGACCGUCCUGGGCUUUGCGAACUAUCCGCACUUCCACUUCGUACAGUACGAGAACUGCAGCCGAUGCUCCCUGAGAAACGUGCCGGAGCUGAUCUCCGGAUCUUGGCGCUUCUGGCUGGAGACCUGGUCAAGCGCCUGGAGAGAGGCCUUUACAAUGGUGGCCAGCUGCCCCGAGGACGAUCAGGAGUGCUGGUCGCAGGUGUGCCCCCCGAGGCCCUGCACGCUCAUCGGCGUUCCAUCUCGACACAACGUGGCAGACCAUGAGGCGACCUCAGAUGAAAUGUCUGACAAAGAUGCAGAGAGGAGCAAGGUGCCGAAAGCGCUUUGGGAGGAGUCCUCCGUCGAACGCGCAGAACGUGCACGCCCGUCCGCGUCGCCGCCCCCAUUGCCUGGCAGCUUCGGCGAGCUCUGGGCCAAUGCGGGAUUUGCCAGAGUUCAGCGCUGGAGGCAACUCUUCGCGUUCUGCUGUGAGCCUCUUGACUCACAAUCCGUGAGCGCUACUGGCCCGACUGAAUCAGGACGUGAUUUGGAGGGCUGUGAUGCAAGUCGGCCCAGCACGACGGUGAGUGCACACCUCUUGGAGAUCGUCGAGCUCUUUGCCUCGUGGGCCGCUCUGAUCGUGACUGCCGUCGAUGUGCGAGGUGGAGAGGCUGACCAGCUCACUGCUGUGGAGUUGAGAGAACACCUGGCCGCAGACCUGCAGCUGGGUCUGGCGGAGCGAUUGCGGUCCAGGGACUUGCCUGCCCUGGAGCCAGAGUUGGCCCGGUUUUGGCAGGUCUUCGAAGCUUACGCUCCCAGCGUCCUUGCGGCCCUGCUAGCUGAUACUUUGGACCCCGGAGAGCUCGCGGCUGCUGUCUAUGAGUUCGGCGGGCAGACGACCCUGUGGCUCAGCCUUCUCCAUGGCGCCCAGAUGGAGGCAGAUGCUUGCACCUUGGGCGCGCCCCUGCCGCCAAGGCCGGCGCGACCGGCCAGCUUGGCGGCGGGACUGGGCCACCUGCCGCAUCUGGCCCUCAUCGGGCUCACGAAGCUCACGCAGGAGGCAGCCGAGGAAGCCGCGGCCCCGCGCCGCGGCGUCGAAGUGGGCACAAGAGUUGGCCUCUUUGCGGAGCUGCGGGCAGACGCGGACUUGGAGCUGCUGGUGGUGGACGCCUGGGAGCACGUCACGGACUCCUACAAGCAGCAUCCCACCGAGAGGGAAGAGAACGACUUCGCGUCGAACGCGUCCGCCGAGGCAGCUUGGAGGCGACUGUCGCCCCUGCGUCCUCGCAUUCACCUCAUGACCGGCGACAGCCUCGCGGCCAGCUCUUGGAUCAAAGAGGGCUCCCUGGACCUGGUGUUUCUGGAUGCUGACCACAGCUACGAGGCCGUGAAAGCCGACCUUGCUGCGUGGGCGCCCAAGCUGAAACCGGGAGGCUUGCUCAGUGGACAUGACUACAACAGCGCCUUCCCCGGGGUCGUCCAGGCCGUGCGGGAGUUCAUGGCAGCGGGAAACCGCGAGUUUUGGUUGGGACCCGAGCUCCUGGGAAGUGGCUCGGGGCACAUCAUGGGCCGGCCAAGUGCCAAGAUCAGGGAAGAUGAGAGUCACGCAUCUGGCCUAAGUAGCCAAUACUCCAACGCUACGCCGUCCUUGCGCUUCUGCAAUUGCCAGGGCCGAGCGGAUUGCCAGUCACAGGUGUUGGUGCGGCUAUCCGGCAUUGCUACGGGUCCAGAACCCUGGAUACACGGGAAUGUCAUGGAGAUUAACGUUUCAGAAGAUCUUUGGUCCUCGCGCCGUUUCCACGUUCAAGAGGACUCGUCCGAGUUUAUCGAGCCCACGGGGGUAGCAGCGUAUGCAUUCAUCUCAGAAGGCAUGGGUCUUGGCACCUUAGCAUCGGGUGUCUACGCCACUCUGGCCGGCUACGUGGGCGAAUCGGGAUCCUACCCGCUGGACCUCGUGCGUUUCGUCACGAGCUCGCCUGGAACAGGAUUCCAGACGUCGGAGAUAUCCGAAAUCCAUGCCUGCAAGCAGAAUGAUGAGAAGGCUCCGUAUGUGGGAGAAGGGGAUGCUGAUGGCAACGAGUUCGACAACUUGUUCGGUCAGGAUGCACCCAACGUCAGUGACGGGCCAGGAGCACCGUACCAGCCUCCUACGGAGGUCUUCUGUGGCAAGGAGCUUACAAUCAGCCCUCGUCGGGCCAAAGUGAGCAUCUAUGGCUAUACGUGGGGGAGCAAGUGGGCAGACGACAUCAGUGGCCAGUAUUUCUUCUACCGCGUGCGCCUCUGCUUUCACCGCAUCCAAAACUGGUACAUCAACCAAGCACAGCGCGGGGAAGGUAUUCUGGGCACGGACCAGCAAGUGGAGGUCUUGGACUUCCAGCAGGACGGUGGUGGGACUUUCGCCUACUGGCUUCCGAAGUUCUACUGGACAGGCAACCACUUGAACUGCACCUUCGGCGAUCUCCUCUGGGGCUUCCCGAAGUGGGAUUGCCCGAUGGGCAAGUUCGGCGCCGUUCAUGUCACUGCAACCGAUGCAGGCGCUGCCUGCAGCGGAGAGGGAACUGAGGGCGUGGUCUUGAACAUCGGAUUCGACCUGGACCAUGUCGGGACGAAGGACAGAUGGUUCAUGUACAGCAUGGAGGUGAACUUAUCGGGCUCCGUGACCUUCGCCGUGGUCGGUGCGGCGGAGCGUCUCAAGCCGCUGCUGCUCGCCCCUGUGUGCCUUGUGCUCCUGUUCCUCCAGCUCUGA